This is a messenger RNA of Cheilinus undulatus (humphead wrasse), 1111 nucleotides long. RefSeq names its product aquaporin 7 (gene aqp7). The coding region runs from base 184 to 1110 and encodes 308 amino acids. Gene Ontology annotation, cellular component: plasma membrane; basolateral plasma membrane. The transcript has 6 exons. The record is from RefSeq and is a predicted model, not a curated record. Gene Ontology annotation, biological process: water transport; glycerol transmembrane transport. Gene Ontology annotation, molecular function: urea transmembrane transporter activity; water channel activity; glycerol channel activity. NCBI's taxonomy places the organism in Eukaryota, Metazoa, Chordata, Actinopteri, Labriformes, Labridae.
CACAAAAAGAAAGUGAGCGGCGUAGCAAAGAAGAGGAAGAGGAGGACGGGAGGUAAAUACAGAGAGACUUGUUUGUGGACUACUGUGUGACAUGGGAGGAACGUUAUAAAGUCAUCCAAGGAAACCCGGACUUGACUUUUACUUUUGUGAAAUAAGGAAAGGAGAUAUAAAAGUGGAGAAGAAAUGAAGGACUUAGUGCAGUCAGUGGAACUUGGGGUCUCUGAGAGGAAAGGAGUUAAAGUAACUCGACCCAGAGUCUGGAUACAGAAUGAAGUGGUUCGCGUGGGACUCGCUGAAACCCUUUGCACUUACAUCAUGAUGUCUUUUGGCCUGGGGUCUGUGGCUCAGGUAGUGACAGGACAGGGGGCCUUUGGACACUUCAUCAGUAUUAACCUGGGCUUUGGACUUGGUGUUGCUAUGGGGGUUCAUGUUGGAGGGAAGGUCUCAGGGGCUCACAUGAACGCAGCAGUGUCCAUCACAAUGUGUGCAUUUGGCCGCCUUGCAUGGAAGAUGCUACCCAUCUAUGUGUUUGCACAGCUACUGGGUUCAUUUCUGGCAGCAGGGACCAUUUAUGCUGUUUAUUAUGAAGCUAUACAUGACUAUUGUGGAGGAAACUUGACUGUAACUGGUGCCAGGGCCACAGCUGGUAUCUUUGCCACCUAUCCUGCACCCUACCUCUCCUUACCGGCUGGAUUUAUUGACCAGGUGUUUGGCACAGCUAUGCUGCUGCUGUGUCUGAUGGCAUUCAGUGACCAGAAGAACAAACCAGCCCCAGCGGGACAUGAGCCUAUUAUUGUGGGCCUCCUGGUGCUGCUCAUUGGCAUUUCUCUGGGCAGCAACAGCGGCUAUGCUAUCAACCCCACCAGAGACAUUGCACCCAGGGUGUUUACAGCCAUAGCAGGCUGGGGACCUGAUGUGUUCAGAUCUGGUAAUGGUUGGUGGUGGGUACCUCUUGUUGCACCCCCAAUUGGAGGAAUAUUGGGUGCAGGGAUCUACAAGGUCUUUGUGGAGUUGCACCACCCUCCCGUCUCUCGGGGUGACAGGCUACUGGAGGAGGAGACUGUUGCUCUGGAAAAACAAGAAAACAGCUGUGCAAAUGUGUGUGUCUAAG